AUGGGUUCUCAGGUAUUUUUCCACCUUUUUCGCCUAAAAUUGCAUCUGAGAACCCAUUCUGGCGAGAAACCGUAUUCAUGUGAGCACUGUUCGAAGAGAUUUUCUCAGCUAGGAAACCUGAAGAUACAUCUGAGAACCCAUACUGGCGAGAAGCCAUUUGCCUGUGAACAUUGCUCGAAGCAUUUUUCCAGGGCUUCAAGUUUAGAAACACAUCUGAGAACCCAUACUGGCGAGAAACCGUAUUCCUGUGAGCAGUGUUCAAAGGCAUUCUCCAACGCUUCAAAUUUAAAGCAACACUUGAGAACCCAUACUGGCGAGAAGCCAUUUGUCUGUGAACAUUGCUCGAAACAAUUUUCCAGGGCUUCAAAUUUAGAGACACAUCUGAGACACCAUACUGGCGAGAAGCCGUUUGCCUGUGAACAUUGCUCGAAGCAAUUUCUCACCCCUUCGCAUUUAAAGCAACACCUGAGAACCCAUACUGGCGAGAAGCCAUUUGCCUGUGAACAUUGCUCGAAGCAAUUUCCCACUCCUUCACAGUUAAAGCAACAUCUGAAAGCCCUUACUGGCGAGAAACCGAAGGUUCACAUAACAAAAGCCACUUUCCAGCAGCUGGAUGGCCAAUUUGAAGCUGAACCUGGUUAUGGACACCAAAGAGACCAGUACUUAGCAGAUCACCAAGUAGAAACCUUUCUCAUAGCUCCACAAAAGACGUUUCAGAUGUAA
This is a messenger RNA of Uloborus diversus, 723 nucleotides long. Its product is annotated as gastrula zinc finger protein XlCGF49.1-like. Gene Ontology annotation, molecular function: DNA-binding transcription factor activity, RNA polymerase II-specific; RNA polymerase II cis-regulatory region sequence-specific DNA binding. NCBI's taxonomy places the organism in Eukaryota, Metazoa, Arthropoda, Arachnida, Araneae, Uloboridae. The record is from RefSeq and is a predicted model, not a curated record. Bases 1 to 723 code for a protein of 240 amino acids. The transcript has 5 exons. Gene Ontology annotation, biological process: regulation of transcription by RNA polymerase II.